Rhineura floridana is the source of this 2084-nucleotide messenger RNA. RefSeq names its product MAP3K12 binding inhibitory protein 1 (gene MBIP). The coding region runs from base 98 to 1120 and encodes 340 amino acids. NCBI's taxonomy places the organism in Eukaryota, Metazoa, Chordata, Lepidosauria, Squamata, Rhineuridae. The record is from RefSeq and is a predicted model, not a curated record. The transcript is spliced from 9 exons. Gene Ontology annotation, cellular component: cytosol.
GCUUGCUUCGUCAUCCCCGAGCGACGAAUCGCGAGGGGCGGAGGGGGAGAACUAUGGCUUCCGCCGCGCCCAGGAAUGCUUGUUCGGGCCGGCUGUUAUGGCUUCCGUUGCGGGUGAGACUGGCUCGAAUCUGCUUGAGGUCUCCGCCCCGCUAGGGGAUUCUUUUGAAGAGGCGGUCAGAGAGAUCCUGAGAGGCUCUCUGCGUUCGCUGCCUACGUUAGUGGAGCAGCUUAAUCUUGGAGAAGAUGUGGUGAAAAUUAACAUCGACUGGAGCAAGCUUCAAGGUGCAUCAUCCAUGUUGCUCUUUACUGCUCUUCAGCAGCAUAUCUCAGCUUUACAGCCUUUUAUAGAAAAACUAAAGUCUUUGAUUAAAGAAGAAAGCACUGUACCCGUUGAUGAUUCCAAUAAGACAGACGGCGGAAAGUGUGAGACUAAUUCAGAUGUAAUUGAAAAAGACAGGCAGAUGAAAGGAACACAUGGAGCCUUUGGUUCUUCAAGCCUGAAAGAGGCUCAUGUUGAUUUUGACCCAGAAGUAGUCCAAAUAAAAGCUGGGAAAGCUGAAAUUGAAAGACGAAUAUCAGCCUUCAUUGAAAGGAAACAAGCUGAAAUCAAUGAAAACAACGUCAGAGAAUUUUGCAAUGUUAUUGAUUGUAAUCAAGAAAACAGUUGUGCAAGGACUGAUGCAGUGUUCACACCUUACCCAGGAUUCAAAAGUCAUGUGAAGGUUUCUCGAGUUGUAAAUACCUAUGGCCCUCAGACUAGGAAUGAAAGUGCGCAUGGGUCCAGUCAUAAAGCUAACACCCUUUCUCGGGUUUGUGGGAAUCAGGCUGUAGAAGAGAGGCUGCAAAAUAUUGAAGCACAUUUAAGGUUACAAACAGGUGGACCAGUGCCAAAAGACAUAUAUCAAAGAAUAAAAAAGCUGGAAGAUAAAAUUCUUGAAUUGGAAGGGAUGUCUCCUGAAUAUUUUCAAUCUGUGAAUAUGUCUGGCAAAAGAAGGAAAAUCCAACAAAACCAAAACUAUUCUUUGGCUGAACUUGAUGAGAAGAUCAAUGCACUUAAACAAACAUUGCUGAGAAAAACAAAUGAAGGGAGGCCCAAGGCUGUUGGUCAGCUUCUUUGAGUAUAGUGAUGUGACUUCUUCAUGCUUUCAUGUGUAUUUAACUCCUUUAGACUGUCUGAGUGCUGUUUAUCUAGGCAUUGUGUGGCAAGGAAAUGAAACAAUGUGUAUGAACCAUUCUAAUUCUUAUUGGAAACCUAGAUCAAGUGAACUUCUUUGUUUCUUCAAAGUGAAGAAUGACUUCAGCAUAGCAUUAUAAAUAUCUCUUCCCUUCUGUUGGAAAGGAGGGUUUGCAGAAAUUACUAAUAAAAAGAAAAUCAUACUUUUGUAUGUGAUGUCCAUGGAUCAGAAUGCCUCUUUAAAUAUAGUUCUAUCCAAAGACUAAAAUGUGAUUGUUCAUAUAAUUCACACAGCUUUGUGAAAUAGAGUUAUAUGUAGAAAAAUAAAGCCAGUUUGCAGUUAUCAUGAAAUUGCCUGGAAUUUUGGUGGUGCAUUUAAUGGAGUCAUGGGUCUCUUGAUGGAGGAAGGUUGACCAUUCAUCAUUAGGUAGGGGAAUCCUUCAUGAGUUAAUAUUGAAUGGCUAUAGAAGUGAAAUCCAUAUGAAAUUUCAAAAGAAAAAAUAGGUAAAUUAUCCCCUUCAAGGAACCCUGUUACACGAUAUAAAACGAAUAGUCUUUCCAUCUGAACUACUUUCACAGUGGCUUUUUGAAGUGUCAGGCCCAAAGUUUUUGCAGUCUUGCAUUGACAUUGUAGAAAUGCAAGACAUAAUAGUCAGUAUCUAUACUACAGCAUUCCUGAUAGCUGGCCAUCCAGCCUCUGCUUAAAAACCUUUAAGAGAAGAAUAGAAGUGUGUUUUUUUAAAAAAAAUGUUAUGACCAGUACUACUGCUAUGGUCAUGAACACUGACAGCAGGUGUGUUGAGUACGAAAAAGGUUGGGUGUGGUGGACUCUUUGUUAAAGUCCUGUCUUAGCUGUAAAGCUCGGUGGGGUGGCCUUGAACAAAUUGUUAAUUUCUUAGCCUAAUUUA